AACUGAACUCCAGGAAAACACAGGUAAGAUAGACUUAUUGAGAGAGUGGGUGGAUAAGGUAAUAAUUAGCAGGCGGGCAAGUACAAUCCAAGAUAGGAAUUGAGUGCUUAAAGAAGUGAGCAGGAAACUAGUCCUUCUGGUUUUUCAUAAACACCGCCGUUGAGAUUAUACCAUAUUAUGCUUACAGCUACAGUGGCUGUUCAGUCUGUGUCACACUAGAAGUCUUCUACAUGUGUUGUUGUGAGUUAACAUUUUGAUAAACUCUAUGAGAUUACCUAAUAUAUUUUCUUAGACCAGUUCCACAAUCCUCAUAAUGUACAAUAGAACUUCAGUUGAUAUAUUUGUCUUAUCUAAUUUUUGUCAGGUUUACACUGAGACAGACAUAAAUGGAUAUUGUCAUGGAAUAUCCAGAGAUCAAAGUUGAAACAGCUGAAGAGGAGCAGUUGGAGGAUCUAAUUAAGGAGGUGGAUGUUGAGAGAGUUGUUGAGGGAGGGACAGAGCCAAUAACAGGCCAGAACAACGAUGAAGACUCCAGUGUGGAAGAGGAUGCCACUGCCAGACAUGGACAGAUUGGAAAAGCCAACACUGAAAGUGGAGAUGGAGACAAAAGAAAAAAGGACAACCAAAGAAAUAAAGCAAAAGGAGAGACUGGGACAGAGGACGGGGUUGAGCACAUUAAAGGGAUGGAUACAUUAGGAAUGGAUAGACCGAAAAUAGAGGGGAUGGCGAUGGUGGAUAUAACAGAACAAGAUUUGGAGACGGACAAACCAUCACAAGGAUUACAAGUUGGCGCAAAUAGACAUCUUCCCUUUGACCACUUGCCCAAAGAUACGCUGAGCCCAGAGCAUGCCCAAAAACAGGUUUAUAACAUUUGCUUUUAUGAAAAAAUAUAGCAAUUUGCUUUGUGCCCACAAUUUCAAUAAUUCCGUUAGUGACAGAAUACCAGUCUUACCAUUUUUGAUGUAGCAUUAGUUUUUGAUGUAGAAGGGUUUUCUUCCAUAUAUAGAAAAACAACAAACAACCUUCAUUUUGUGGUUACAGAAUUUGUAGGUGUGGAAAUGCCAGCGUGUUUGAAAUGAGUAGUGAUACCACCCAUUUUGAAGUUCUUGAUAAUGCCCACUCUUUCUGCCACCUGUCUUUCCCAGGCUCAACGGUUAACCCCUUAUUUCCCAGACGCGCUGUAUGACCUGGUCUUUACUCUGCAAGAAGGAAGACGACUCAAUGACCAGCGGAGCUCGUUCAGAGGGAGGAGAAGGUGCCAUUCUGAACCCAACACCUACAUUCCAGCCCACAGAGGUGAAAGAACACGGGAAAAAAACUCCCUGUAAUGAUAACUAACUAAGUGACUGUUGUAAACAUACAGUGGGGAGAACAAGUAUUUGAUACACUGCUGAUUUUGCAGGUUUUCCUACUUACAAAGUAUGUAGAGGUCUGUAAUUUUUAUCAUAGGUACACUUCAACUGUGAGAGACAGAAUCUAAAACAAAAAUCCAGAAAAUCACAUUGUAUGAUUUUUAAGUAAUUAAUUUGCAUUUUAUUGCAUGACAUAAGUAUUUGAUACAUCAGAAAAGCAGAACUUAAUAUUUGGUACAGAAACCUUUGUUUGCAAUUACAGAGAUCAUACAUUUCCUGUAGGUCUUGACCAGGUUUGCACACACUGCAGCAGGGAUUUUGGCACACUCCUCCAUACAGACCUUCUCCAGAUCCUUCAGGUUUCGGGGCUGUCGCUGGGCAAUACGGACUUUCAGCUCCCUCCAAAGAUUUUCUAUUGGGUUCAGGUCUGGAGACUGGCUAGGCCAUUCCAGGACCUUGAGAUGCUUCUUGCGGAGCCACUCCUUAGUUGCCCUGGCUGUGUGUUUCGGGUCGUUGUCAUGCUGGAAGACCCAGCCACGACCCAUCUUCAAUGCUCUUACUGAGGGAAGGAGGUUGUUGGCCAAGAUCUCGCGAUACAUGGCCCCAUCCAUCCUCCCCUCAAUACGGUGCAGUCGUCCUGUCCCCUUUGCAGAAAAGCAUCCCCAAAGAAUGAUGUUUCCACCUCCAUGCUUCACGGUUGGGAUGGUGUUCUUGGGGUUGUACUCAUCCUUCUUCUUCCUCCAAACACAGUGAGUGGAGUUUAGACCAAAAAGCUAUAUUUUUGUCUCAUCAGACCACAUGACCUUCUCCCAUUCCUCCUCUGGAUCAUCCAGAUGGUCAUUGGCAAACUUCAGACGGGCCUGGACAUGCGCUGGCUCGAGCAGGGGGACCUUGCGUGCGCUGUAGGAUUUUAAUCCAUGACGGCGUAGUGUGUUACUAAUGGUUUUCUUUGAGACAGUGGUCCCAGCUCUCUUCAGGUCAUUGACCAGGUCCUGCCGUGUAGUUCUGGGCUAAUCCCUCACCUUCCUCAUGAUCAUUGAUGCCCCACGAGGUGAGAUCUUGCAUGGAGCCCCAGACCAAGGGUGAUUGAUCGUCAUCUUGAACUUCUUCCAUUUUCUAAUAAUUGCGCCAACAGUUGUUGCCUUCUCACCAAGCUGCUUGCCUAUUGUCCUGUAGCCCAUCCCAGCCUUGUGCAGGUCUACAAUUUUAUCCCUGAUGUCCUUACACAGUUCUCUGGUCUUGGCCAUUGUGGAGAGGUUGGAGUCUGUUUGAUUGAGUGUGUGGACAGGUGUCUUUUAUACAGGUAACGAGUUCAAACAGGUGUAGUUAAUACAGGUAAUGAGUGGAGAACAGUAGGGCUUCUUAAAGAAAAACGAACAGGUCUGUGAGAGCCGGAAUUCUUACUGGUUGGUAGGUGAUCAAAUACUUAUGUCAUGCAAUAAAAUGCAAAUUAAUUACUUAAAAAUCAUACAAUGUGAUUUUCUGGAUUUUUUGAAAAUUACAGACCUCUACAUGCUUUGUAAGUAGGAAAACCUGCAAAAUCGGCAGUGUAUCAAAUACUUGUUCUCCCCACUGUAACAACUGUUGCAAUUAGCUUCCCUUGUUUCACCGUAGACACACUGACUCAUUUUAAAUGGCAGAUGGGGAAAAGCUGUAAAUAACUGUACGGUACCAAUAUCCAUUGAAGCGCUUCUAUCAUAUAACUGUGGCAUGGACACAUAUUAGAAUGUCUUCUGUACAUUAGUGACAUUUGAAAUAAUAUUGUUUGAAUGAUUAACUAGGACACUAAAUGAACUAGGCCACUAAAUGUAGCAUGUCUCCACUAUCUUUUAUCCCCUUCCAUUCCCAACAGUGCAUUUCUCCUCAAUGACUUCGCUGCAGAAAGAUGAAUUCUUUGACUUGGUGGCUACUUCCCAAGGUCGUCGGCUUGAUGACCAGCGGGCGGAACUACAUGACACCCCACCCCCUAAGUCGAAAGCCAAUAAGAAGAGGAGCAGCGUAAAAGAUACAAAGCCUAAAAAGUCUGCUCCAAUUGCAGUGCAUAACGAGGACUUGUACAAUAUGAUUCUCAUCUCGCAAGUAAGUAACUGUAAUCACCAAAGCUGCCAGUAGUCAAUUUGACCAAAACAUUAUUUUGUUCUAGUCAUAAGCAAAAUAUCAUGAAGGCAUCAUGUCAUAUGGUUAACGGAAAAUCCGCACUAACACAAAGUUAUAUUAACAGUAUUGCACUUUUCAUGUACAGUGCAUUCGGAAACUAUUCAGACCCCUUGACUUUUUCCAUAUUUUGUUACGUUACAGCAUUAUUCUAAAAUGGAUUAAAUAAAUACAAAUCUCAGCAAUCUACACACAAUACCCCAUAAUGACAAAGUGAAAACAGGUUUAAAUAAAUUUUACCAAAUGUAUUAAAAAUAGAAAACAGAAAUACCUUACAUAAGUAUUCAGACCCUUUGCUAUGAGAUUUGAAAUUGAGCUCAGGUGCAUCCUGUUUCCAUUGAUCAUCCUUGAGAUGUUUCUACAAAUUGAUUGGAGUCCACCUGUGGUAAAUUCAAUUGAUUGGACAUGAUUUGAAAAAGCACACACCUGUCUAUAUGAGGUCCCACAGUUGACAGUGCAUGUCAGAGCAAAAACCAAGCCAUGAAGUCGAAGGAAUUGUCUGUAGAGCUCCGAGACAGGAUUGUGUCGAGGCACAGAUCUGGGGAAGGGUACCAAAACAUUUCUGCAGCAUUGAAGGUCCCCAAGAACGCAGUGGCCUCCAUCGUUCUUAAAUGGAAGAAGUUUGGAACCACCAAGACUCUUCCUAGAGCUGGCCGCCUGGCCAAACUGAGCAAUCAGGGGAAACGGGACAUGGUCAGAGAGGUGACCAAGAACCCGAUGGUCACUCUGACAGAGCUCCAGAGUUCCUCUGUGGAGAUGGGAGAUCCUUCCAGAAGGACAACCAUCUCUGCAGCACUCCACCAAUCAGCCUUUAUGGUAGAGUGGCCAGACGGAAGCCAAUCCUCAGUAAAAGGCACAUGACAGCCCGCUUGGAGUUUGUCAAAAGGCACCUAAAGAUUCUCUGGUUUAAUGAAACCAAGAUUGAACUCUUUGGCCUGAAUGCCAAGUGUCACGUCCAGGGACGGCUUGUUCAAUAGGGCGAUAUGGGCGACGCACUGCCAAACGGGAAAAGGAAGGGAUUUUUUUUCUAAUCAAUUAUUUUAAAAAAAAUUAAAUAAAAAAAAAUAUUUUUUUUUUAUAAAUUUAUAAAAAAUUAUAUCACGGCAACAGCAGUUAUCAGUGUUCACGUCUGAUCUGCCAGCCACUAAAUGUCAAAUCAGGCUAAAGUCGUGCUUCAAAUGGCCCCGCCCGUUUUUUGGGCGAUUUCAGUCAGGUUGAAAAUCGCCCAGAAGUCUGUCAUAGACUCCCAUGUAAAAUCUAGUUUUGUCACAUUUCAAAGCUUUCAAUACAUUCUCUAUGGGUGUCUGUGGGCUUGCACUUACGCGCUUUCGUCAUACAUAACGUAACCACGAAUGAACGUAACUAAGAAAAGACCAGGUAGCAGCCUCAUUCAAUUCACUACUACUAUCAAAAUGGCUAGGCUUCAGUCCAACUCGAUUGUGUGUUUGAAAGAAGUUCCUUUUUGUCGGCGAACAAAUGAAGAUAAAUUGGCAACGAAACAAUUAGGACCCCCCAGACCAAAUUUAAUAAUUCAACAGGUGUCUACUAAAGGGGGGAAGUCCUACACCCGAGGAUUUUCCAAAAAUUGGUAUGAACGGAAAACCUGGCUAGCAGGCUGCGAUGUAGCUAAUGCAGUUUUUUGCUACCCCUGCUUACUCUUCCACCCUGAAGGCGGCACAGCAGACAGCACCGCUUGGACAGCGACUGGUGUAACCGACAUGCACCAUCUUUCAGAAAAGAUUAAGAAAAAUUAGCUGUCAAAGACCCACAUAUAGCUGUUUGAGAUUGUCUGCUUUUGGGAGAGUGAAUAUUGCCACUCAACUGGAUGAGGGAUACAGGCUAGCUGUCCGCCGCCACAACGAUGAGGUUAGCAACAGCAGAGUCGUGAACACUGUCUACGAGAAUCGAGACGACCUCAUAUAAUGUUUUGAAGCCAUCCGGACGGGUUCAUUGGGUUCAUUUGACCAGCACACCUUGAGAGAGGCAGCUGGCUACGUGAGGAUACUACAUGAUGAAGAUUUAAUUUUUUUCCUGCGGCUUUUUCACAAAAUCAUGCCCCACGUCGACAUUCUGUACCAGAAGCUACAGAAGAAGGACAUCGAUGCUGUCUCUAUCAAACGUGCCCUCGACAGCUUCACAAGCAAGUGCAGGCCAUAAGGUAAGAUUAAACAGAUAUCAAAAAAUGUGGUAAAAGCUCUUGUUGAUCCUGCAAUCUGAACAAAUACCAAGAUGCUGUAUUUUCAGCUGAUAUUUCAUUUGUUUAUGGAAAUGCAUAUUGUUUAUGCAGUGUUGAGGAAUGUGAAAGAACACCCUUGAUUAUUUUUACUGUGAUAACUUAUUUUGCUUUUGUAAGCCAACACUUUUGAGAUCAGUCAAUAAAUGCUUCUGGUAUUGACUUAUAUGCUGCCCCUGUCUUCAUGUUGUUGCUGGACAUAUCUUUUUAAAAAUGUGUGUAGGUCACCUAAAUCAUCAGAAAAAUUGCCCUCCCUGAGAAUUUGUUCAGGAGCCGCCACUGGUCACGUCUGGAGGAAACCUGGCACCAUCCCUACGGUGAAGCAUGCUGGUGGCAGCAUCAUGCUGUGGGGAUGUUUUUCAGCUGCAGGGACUGGGAGACUAGUCAGGAUCGAGGGAAAGAUGAACGGAGCAAAGUACAGAGAGAUCCUUGAUGAAAACCUGCUCCAGAGCGCUCAGGACCUCAGACUGGGGUGAAGGUUCACCUUCCAACAGAACAAUGACCCUAAGCACACAGCCAAGUCAACGUAGGAGUGGCUUCGGGACAAGUCUCAGAAUGUCCUUGAGUGGCCCAGCCAGAGCCCGGACUUGAACGUGAUCGAACAUCGCUGGAGAGAACAGAAAAUAGCUGUGCAGCGACGCUCCCCAUCCAACCUGACAGAGCUUGAGAGGAUCUGCAAAGAAGAAUUGGAGAAACUCCCCAAAUACAGGUGUGCCAAGCUUGUAGUGUCAUACCCAAGAAGACUCGAGGCUGUAAUUGCUGUCAAAUGUGCUUUAACAAAGUACCGAGUAAAGAGUCUGAAUACUUAUGUAAAUUAAUUUUUCAGUUUUUUAUUUUUAAUAAAUGUGCUAACAUUUCUACAAACCAGUUUGUGCUUUGUCAUUAUGGGGUAUUGAUGACAAUGUUUGAAUAAGGCUGUAACUUAACAAAAUGUGGAAAAAGUCAAGGGGUCUGAAUACUUUCCGAAUGCGCUGUAGCUUAAUUUUGGCCAGCUAAUAGCCUAACCACCGAUCAAGCAAUAUUAUAGACUAAACAUUCAAAUGCUGUUGCUGCAGGAUUAUUUUACUGCGACAAUACUGGUCAAAUGAAUAUCCUACACCUGUAUGUCGUGCUGUAACAUGGGUAUUGGGUAUUAUGUUGUAUGGUGUAACAACAUAUCAUGUCAUAUGGUGUAUUAGCAUCAUGUCAUGUGGUGUUACGUAGGUGUAAUGUCCCGUCUCCAUACCUCAGGUCCAGUGUAAAAUAGGCAUCAUGUCAUGUGGUGUUUCUGUCUGUCUCUGUUCCUCAGGCCCAGGGUAGGCUGGAGGAGCAGCGCAGUGCGGCCCCGGGCCCCAUGGAUGAUGAAGACUUCUUUUCCUUACUGCUGAGUGUCCAGGGAGGACGCAUGGAGGACCAGAGGACUGAGCUGCCUGGGAUUCUGGGAACCUGAGAGAUGCACAUGCUGGAGAGAUGACUCGGACCAUGUGGUGUAGCCCUAUAGUGCCAUGGCUUUUGCUUCUUAUUCACCUUGCCAGACCAGGCAUGACCAUUUUGUUCUGUUAUGGUCUGAGUUGACAGUACCAUCUGUAUCGAUGACUGCAUCAGUAAUUUAAUUUAAAAAAUGGUAUGUGAAUAAUAGAGGCGUCAAUUCAGCUGCAUAAUGCUAUAUAGACUAAUUACAAUGUUUGUUGUACGAUAUUAAGCUUACAGAGUGGGUAGAUUUGUAUGUUGACUGCACAAUAAUUUGGAUGAUAUUCAAAAUGCCCCUAAGCUUUGGGGUGCUUUAAAUGUAUUUAUUGUGAUGAGGAAAUGAGUUUUGCUCAGCACAGCAGUGAAUGAAUAUGAAUGAGAGUGUUUGAUUGUGUUUCCAUCUUGUAUUUGAAUAAAGCUCCUCACGAGAAUAAACUAAGC
Messenger RNA from Coregonus sp. 'balchen', 7629 nucleotides. The record is from the annotation of a GenBank genome assembly. NCBI's taxonomy places the organism in Eukaryota, Metazoa, Chordata, Actinopteri, Salmoniformes, Salmonidae.